Molecule: messenger RNA, 2648 nt
Organism: Mya arenaria
Lineage: Eukaryota; Metazoa; Mollusca; Bivalvia; Myida; Myidae
Product: heterogeneous nuclear ribonucleoprotein K homolog
Exons: 17
Coding region: 156-1679 (507 amino acids)
Biological process (GO): regulation of mRNA splicing, via spliceosome; regulation of transcription by RNA polymerase II
Cellular component (GO): cytoplasm; nucleus
Molecular function (GO): mRNA binding
Source: RefSeq, a predicted model, not a curated record
CUUUCUGUCAGUUUUACUUUUACUUCCUUAUUACACGCCGUCCUCCAUCUUGAAUCCUGAUUUGCAAAAAUAUUCUCCCUUUUGUGUAAAACAAAGGUCUUGAAGUUGUAGGGUUGGCAUUUUUCACCUAGACAGAGAAACCAUCUUCAUUCAACAUGUCUGAUGGAUAUGGAAGUCACAAGCGUGAGCAUGAGGAUGACUAUGGGGAAGAGAGUCACGGUGAGGGUCGCAAGCGUCACCGUGGUGAGGGAGACCGGGUCGACCUCCGCAUUCUCCUCCAGAGCAAGAAUGCUGGAGCCAUCAUUGGCAAAGCGGGCACAAACAUAAAGAGGUUGCGAUCGGACUACAAAGCAAGCGUUACAGUUCCCGAUAGUGACGGUCCCGAACGGAUUUUGACUAUCAGCGCUGAGCUUGGCACUGCAUUAGACUGCCUUCUGGAUGUCAUUCCAACCUUAGAAGAGUAUCAGAACAUGAAAAGUAACGACUUCCAGUGUGAGAUCCGCAUGCUCGUGCACCAGAGUCAGGCUGGCUGUGUCAUUGGCAGGGCAGGAUUCAAGAUCAAGGAGCUCAGAGAGAAAACUGGCACAAACAUCAAGGUCUACUCUCAGUGUUGCCCGAAUUCAACAGAGCGUGUGGUGGCAGUGGCAGGAAAACCAGAAUCCGUGGUCAACUGUAUUGACACCAUCUAUGAGCUUCUUGAAUCUGCACCGCCCAAGGGACCUAACCAGUAUUAUGACCCCAACAACUUCGAUGAGUACUACUGCCAGGAGUAUGGUGGCUACACAAUGGCUGACGGUCUCCGUGGCAACAAGGGAGGUCGUGGUGGAGGUCGCGGGGGAUUUGGAGGCCGAGGUGGUGGUGACCGUGGUGGAUUUGGAGGCCGGGGAGGAGGUCGCGGUGGACGGGGUGGAAUGGGUGGUGAUCAGAUGGGUGGAGGCGGUGGUGGUCGUGGAGGAGGCAUGGGUGGGGGAUUUGGUGGGCGAGGGGGCGGGAACAUGGGAGGUGGGCGUGGUGGCGGUGGAAACUUCGGAACCCCUGCCCUUACAGACUUGAAUACAAAUAUGGGCAGCAGCAACAUGGGUGGAGGGAUGGGCGGUGGCCGUGGAGGUGGAAUGGGCGGCGGGAUGGGAGGAGCCAGAGGUGGAGGUAUGGGUGGUAACAUGGGUGGCUCCGGUCCUCGGGGUGGUAUGGGAGGUGGAAACUUUGGUGGGCGUGGUGGAGGAGGCGGUAUGUCAGGUGGGCGUGGCGGUAUGGGUGGUGGCAUGGGAGGCGGCAUGGGCGGCGCAAUGGGAGGGGGAUUAGGGGGAAACAUGGGUAACCAGAGUGGGUUCGGCAACAACCCAGGAGGUUUUGGGGACAAUAUGGGAGGAUUCCAGGAUGACAACAUGGGAGGUAUGGGUAACCAGGGGAUGAUGUUUGGUGGCAAUGAUCCGACAACCAGCACACAGGUUACCAUUCCUAAAGAUAUGGCGGGUGCCAUUAUCGGGAAAGGUGGAUCACGAAUCAUGGAGAUCAGGCGACAGUCCGAGGCCCAGAUUGUGAUUGAUGAGGCCCUACCUGGGUCCAACGACCGCAUCAUCACCAUCACAGGCUCCGAGGAGCAGAUACAGAAUGCUCAGUACCUCCUGCAGAUGAGUGCAAGAGAGCUUCAGGCCGGAGCAAGGGCCAAAAAUCAUUAGAUGGUGUUAAAAAAUGCAGCAAAUAAAAGGAGAAACAAACAAUGUGAAUGGGACUCGAUAACCGUUUUCAAGCUGGAAGAUGUCGUGGAGAUGUCUGAUGUGCAUCAGAGGAUCAUGUUUAUACCAAGCCCAUCAGCUAUUUUUAACCUUACAUUACAUGGUGCACUAUUAUCAUUUAUUUUUGUGGAAAUUACUCACUUUGUAAAUUCAUUACAUUUUAAUACCUUCAAAAUUGUUUCCAUUGAAAGAUUCUCUUAAAAAAAAAUUGUCAGGUUUUGUGUAAAUUUUUCAAAGAAUCAUGUUUCAUGUAUUUCACAGUUUUAACAGUCAAAUUGAUGUUUCCAUUUUACUUAUCUACCAUUUUGUAUAUAUAAUCCACAUGUUGUCCAAAUGAGAGAAAUGUAUCAUUUGUAUAAUACUAGUUUUAUUGCAUUGUUACGGUCUUGUUUUCUGUUGUUGUCAGUAGGGAAUAGUUUGGUGGAACAGAGACAUACUUUCAGUUGUUCAUCAAUUUGUAUAGAUGGGUUUUUAUCACAAGUACUAUUGCAAAAUAUCGUAUCCUAACUUGAUGUGAGUUACAUAAGUACAAUCAAGUAUCUUUUGCCGGUUAUUUGGACUGUGAACAUUUUGAUCUGUGGGGAUUGGUGUGAAAUUUCUGCUACUGUGUGAAAUUAAUUUCACAGGUUAGGACUAUAAACGAUACCAUUUAUCACCUGUGUUUUAAAUGUGAGAAUUCACUCCAGUUACUGCCGAGGAUGUUGUAGCUUUCCUGGAAUCAUGAUUGUUUUCCAAAACACUCCGAUUGUAUAGGAGUCAUGUACACUUCAAGUGAUCCAUUUUGUAUCCAUUGCAGAAGAAAAUGCAUCAUGUCACUUGCAAAUAUUUUAUGGUUUGAAACGAGAACAAAGUCUCUCAUAUAUUCUGUCUUACAUGUCAUUUUAUAGAAUAAAGUAUUUUGCAAAAAAAUGU